AUGGCAGAGGUUUCACUCAAUACGAUCAGUGGGUUGACACCUCCUAGGACGAUGAAAGUAAAAGGUGAUGUCGGAGGACUAGAGGUGAUUGUUUUAAUCGAUAGUGGGGCUACGCACAAUUUCCUGUCAACACGGAUCAUACGCCUCUUGGGGGUGGCGGUUGUAGGAAAGGGAACAGUGGGGGUCAAGCUAGGCAACAGGCUGAUGGUUAGAAGUCAAGGAACAUGUAAGGGUGUAGUUCUCAACCUACCAGAAGUGCAGGUGGUGGAAGAUUUCCUUCCAUUCGAUGUUGGGGGAUUUGAUAUCAUAUUGGGUAUACACUGGCUGCGAACUCUAGGAGACAUGAUCGUUAAUUGGAAGGAGCUACGCAUGCAGUUCUGGGAUGGAGGUCGGCUUGUGACAAUUACAGGUGACCUGACCCUAUCGAAAUCCUUGGCUUCAUAAAUGGUGAAAGAGAAACCGACGAGUACAUUUGGAGCGGGGUGGGUUGAUUUCCCCCUGAUUUCUAAGGACUCGGAUGGAUUUCCACGCACCAUGAUUAGUGUUCCACUUAAUCGAUUGAAGCUACUUACGGUGUCUCCUGGAAUAGCAGCAGACGGCAUCUAUAUUAGUCCUUUUUGCAAGUUCCCCAUCGUGUUACACCUUACCAACCCCUUCUUCCUUUCCAACAUUCAGCACUCAUGCUCGUGUAACACCGCCUCCAUCACUAUUGUAUCACCUGCGAACCCUUCCCUCCCGUUAUGUCUUCUCCCAAAACAAAACCAACACAACAUACUUUUUGGGGGAUUAACAAGCUUGGGAAUUGAAGUAUGCAGAUUUGACGAUUUGUUUUGCACACCAUAUGUUUGAUAAAAUGCUUGAACCAAAAGGGAUAUUUCUUUUUCUUUAAAGCCCAUGUACGUGAGAAAAAGCUUAAACAAAUUCAUUCUGCAAUUGAAAAUUCUGGAUUAGAUUGAAUAAUGGUUGUUGUCGUUAGGCACUUUGGAGGGAUCAAACUAGGCACUGGAGGUUUAGUUAGGGCCUAUGGUGGUGUAGCAACAGAAUGCUUGAAAAAUGCUCCUACGCUGACUUAUAAAAUCUCAAGUUCGUAUGGGUGUUGAGGUUAGUUUCGAUCUUUUGGGGGUUGUUUACCACCAGCUUCAGGCAUUUAAAGCUGAAGAAAUAGAACAAGAUUAAGAUACAGGAAAAGAUGGAAUAACAAUGGUGACAUUUAAAGUUAGUUUUGAUCAGGCUGAAGCAUUAGAGGAAGCUUUAAAAACCAAUUGCAGUAGAAACCUUGUAUUUUACAAGCAUUGAUGAAUGGUCCCUGUGGUUUGUAAAUGACGAUUUUGCCCUCAGAUGCCUUGCACAUGUUGUGACUUAACGGAUCAAAAUUGAUAGAGUUAGAUUUGAAUUCUUAGGAAACUUCAACAACAUUAGCUGGAUAAUGCUUCACCAGGCUGUCGAAUGGGCAUUAGCCUCCAUCAAAUGAGUUAAAUCUUAUAGCUAAUAAUGAUAUUGAUAUCAAAAGAAAAAAAUCCUAACCGUUAACUAUGAUUAAAAGGAAAUUUGUGGCAGCAGCAAGGGUGGUGCCCUAAGCUUCUACAGUUCCGAUUGAGGGUCUAUGGAAAAUCAUAUCUACCGAGACACGGAGAGAAAGAAAAGGAAAAACCCUUGAAGUUUUAUUAUAUUAGGGCGAAAUUCUCCUACUUUCUCUCUCUAUACGCUACAAGAUUACUUCCAAACAUACAGAAAAUAAUUAAAAUUUUGGAAAAAUCUUAACAGUUCUUGAUGCCGGCCUCAUCGUCAUCCUUCAAAAGAAUUAGUUCUCUGGGGUAUAGAUGGGAAUGGAGGGAGUGGAUAAAACAGAUAUGCGGUGCUGCUUUGUCGAAGUUGUAAAAUAUGUGUUUAGGAGGAUCUGUUACCCAUCAACUCCUGUCAUAACAUCAGAAAUCAUUGACCUUAUUGUGCAUUAUGAAGGCUGAUACAAAGCCCUAGAUUUUUUUCCAUUCGAUCUCUCUUGAAAAGGGCAUUAGUGUAAGAUGGCAAAUUAAAUCGAUAAAUGGAAGCUAUGAAGGACAACAAUAAUCUCCAGAGCAUUGCCAGUUGAUGGAACCACUGAUUUGGAUUGGAAAGCAGAACUGUAACCAGAACGAAUUACAUAAUGUUUUAUCACUGUUAUUAAGUGCAUAGCAGCUUGCUUUUUGGUAUGAUGGAAUAAAAAGGAAGGAUAGAAUUUUUCAUUCCAUUGCCAGAUGGAAUUGAAUGGAUAAUUUCGUUCUUUCCACGUUCCUUACAAACUCAAAACCUAAGUACAUUGCUAGUAUAUGACUUCUUUCUGUUUAAACUAAUUUAUUCAAUAUGAUGUUUCGGAGAACUCUUGGUGGGGGUAAUUUGUGGGAGACACCGCUUCACUCAGCCUGCCUUAAUGGCCAGAACGAUGAAAAAUGAAAUUUGUCUCAUACUUAUCCAUCUUUUAGGUUAUUAACAUAUUGAUCAUAGCAGGAUCAG
Lactuca virosa is the source of this 2490-nucleotide messenger RNA. NCBI's taxonomy places the organism in Eukaryota, Viridiplantae, Streptophyta, Magnoliopsida, Asterales, Asteraceae. The record is from the annotation of a GenBank genome assembly.